AUCUGAAAAAUAAUGGGCAUCUUGGAAGUCCUUUUUCUUUUUGUGGUUUCCUUCAUCUUUUCUGUCAUAUAUGCCUCAAGUGAUUGCCAAUUUUCUUUUUGUGGCAGCAAUAACAUCAUUAUUCGUUUCCCCUUUCAACGAGAAGAUGAGCAAAAUCCUUAUUGUGGGUAUCCUGGUUUCAAUUUAAUUUGCACGAAUAAUAGCAAAGCACUGCUAAAACUUCCUCACUCUGGAGUGUUCUACGUGCGCAACAUUAACUACCUCGCACAAAAGAUACAAGUCUACGACCCUGAUGAUUGCCUCCCCAAACGUCUUCUGAGCCUCAAUGUCUCAGGCUCUCCUUUUAUUCACACUUUUACUCGUAACUACACCUUCUUAAGCUGCACAUUUCAGAACGAAGGAUCACAGUUCAUUCCCAUUGACUGCCUCAGUAAUUCCACACAUUUUGUAUCAGCUGUCCCUUCACUGAAUUUGCCCAAUCCAUUACCUGCAUCUUGCUACGUUAUUAGCAGUCUUUUUGUCCCAGUUGCAGGGCAAGAGCAGCAGUAUGAUAGUAAUUUCAAAGGUGAGUUUAGUCAAGAUCUUGUAUUGACAUGGGAUACACCUGACUGCAGAUAUUGUGAAUCACAACAACAAUUGUGUGGGUUUGAUCGAAACAACAACAAUCAACUCUUCUGUUUCUCUUACCAAACAGGUCCAUCACAACAAGGAAUCCAAAUUUUCAGAAUCAUCACAUUGUGCAUUGCUGGACCAGCAGUAAUCUUUGCAAUUGUGAUGGCAUGUUGCGUGUGCUACAAGGACAGACUAGCCAACAUUAGUAAUAUUGCUAUUGCAAGGUCUGCACCAGCCACAGUAUUACCAGCACCACAGAUUGUUACAACGGGUUUGGAUGAGUCCACCAUUGAGUCCUAUGAGAAGGUAGUGCUUGGAGAGAGUAGAAGAGUCCCUGGACCCAACGGUGGUUGCUGUUGGAUAUGCUUAUCAGAGUACAACAGCAAAGAGACAAUACGAUGCAUUCCUGAAUGCGAACACUGCUUCCAUGCAGAUUGCAUAGACGAGUGGCUUCGCAUCAAUAACACAUGCCCAGUUUGUCGUAACACUCCCUCUCCUUCUCCUCUUCAUGUUACCUCCAUUAACCCCUAA
Molecule: messenger RNA, 1143 nt
Organism: Vigna angularis (adzuki bean)
Lineage: Eukaryota; Viridiplantae; Streptophyta; Magnoliopsida; Fabales; Fabaceae
Product: putative RING-H2 finger protein ATL21A
Exons: 2
Coding region: 13-1143 (376 amino acids)
Molecular function (GO): polysaccharide binding
Source: RefSeq, a predicted model, not a curated record